This is a messenger RNA of Cephus cinctus (wheat stem sawfly), 1741 nucleotides long. Its product is annotated as methyltransferase-like protein 17, mitochondrial. The record is from RefSeq and is a predicted model, not a curated record. The transcript is spliced from 10 exons. The coding region runs from base 264 to 1697 and encodes 477 amino acids. NCBI's taxonomy places the organism in Eukaryota, Metazoa, Arthropoda, Insecta, Hymenoptera, Cephidae. Gene Ontology annotation, molecular function: structural constituent of ribosome; methyltransferase activity. Gene Ontology annotation, cellular component: mitochondrial small ribosomal subunit. Gene Ontology annotation, biological process: translation.
UGCCUCUAUGCUCUAUACUGCUUUAUUAUUGUUCUUUUCUAUGCGUAGUAGACGGUUCGUGCUUAAUAAAGAGAGGUUAGAUGUGCCGCAGAGUUAUGUAUAUUUUAAUAUUGUAAAUAAUAUAGGAAACAAAGCGCAGGAUACUUAUUGCAGUAUUUUACCACGUAAAGUUACACUGAGAAUUACUACAUCUCUAGUAGAUGGAAAUCUCUCCAUAAAUAAGGCACGAAAAAAAUAAAAGAACAUUUUACCUCUAACGGAAAAUGAAUGAACUACGUAGAAUUGUGUUGGGACGACUCAGAGUGCCACUGGUAACAUCCCAACGGUGGUUAUCAAAAGUUAACGUGCGGUUAAACGAGACAGUUAUAUCUCAGAUUGAGAAUGAAGACUUGAAACCCAGAAAACAUCCUGGUAGAAUGUCUAUAAACACAGUCGAUUUGCCAAACUCGAUUGUGAAGGCUAUUGAAAUUGCCAUGGAAGAUCAUCCAAAGAAUGUAUUGCUCGAGGAUGGGCAAAAAUUGGCAAGGUACCUAUGGGAAAGGCACGCGCCCUUGGAGCAGGCAGAUAUUACGGCAAAAUAUGAGGAAAUAGAAAAGGAAAUAUUAGAUAAGCAUUUGCAAAAGAAUGGCAUAUCGGUGGACACAGAGACAUUGAAACAGCGGUAUAGACCACUUGUGAUAAAACUUUGUAAACAGAAAUUGACUAAAUGGGAAUUUAUUUCAUACGAUGCAUACAAGAGUUUGUCAUAUAUGGCAGGCAGAAGUAUACAAAACUAUGCAGUAAUGUGUAAGAUCUUCAAUGAAAUCAGCAUACGAGAUAAGGAAUUUCAACCACAGUCUCUGUUCGAUUUUGGAUCUGGAAUUGGCAGUGUCAUGUGGGCUGCAUCAAGAUUUUGGUUAAAAUCCAUCAAAGAAUAUUUCUGUGUUGAUAUUUCCCUUCAUAUGAAUGAAUUGUCUGAACAGAUUAUACUGAAAUCGAAACCAAAAAUUAAUAAUAUCUUCUACAGACAGUUUUUACCAGCUUCACCAAACCCUCCUUACGAUAUUGUAGUAAGCGCCUACUCUUUAAUGGAAUUGCCAAAUACAGAAUCACGAUUACAAACAAUUCUGAAAUUGUGGAGAAAAACAAACAAGUAUUUAGUUAUUGUAGAACAGGGAACAAAUGCUGGCUUUAAGCUGGUAAACGAGGCACGAGAUUUCGUUUUACACGUAUCAAAGAAGAACUCUCAAAAAAUUUCUCAAUCUGGAUAUACGUUUUCUCCAUGUCCACAGGAUUUAAAAUGUCCCAGAUACAAGGAACUCCAAACACCGUGUAAUUUUGAAGUUUCAUAUAUUUCUACACCUUUCAUCAGUCCUAGGCAUACAAAUAAAGAGCGCUAUUCUUACGUUAUUAUGCGGAAAGGUGAAAGACCUAAGGACGAUGAACAAUGGCCCAGAAUUGUCCGGCCAAUUUUAAUGCGUUCAAGGCACACGAUUUGUCGUCUAUGCACAAAAGAGGGAAACCUUCAGGAAAUCAUUUUGACAAAAAGCAAGCAUGGAAAAGUCGCAUACCGUUGCGCAAAGGGUAGUAAUUGGGGCGAUAUGCUACCCUUAGAAAUUGUGAAUGAGAAGAAAGACAACAAUAGUGAUAACGAUGCUACUGUGGAGGAUGUCAAAUUCAAGGAAAGUGAAGAUCAAUCAAAUACAGAUAAUUCAUGAACCAAAAUUAUACAUUAAAUAAACAUAAAACGUUCUGUUAACAA